Molecule: messenger RNA, 1339 nt
Organism: Patella vulgata (common limpet)
Lineage: Eukaryota; Metazoa; Mollusca; Gastropoda; Patellidae
Product: cytosolic Fe-S cluster assembly factor nubp1-B
Exons: 11
Coding region: 128-1105 (325 amino acids)
Biological process (GO): iron-sulfur cluster assembly
Cellular component (GO): cytosol
Molecular function (GO): ATP-dependent FeS chaperone activity; 4 iron, 4 sulfur cluster binding; ATP binding
Source: RefSeq, a predicted model, not a curated record
UAAUUUAGCCGCAAUACUUUGGUUGCUUGGAGCGGCUUUUCUUUUCCCAGGAUGCAAAGGGACGUAACGUCACAGAGAAGAGCUCUCCAGUAGAAUAAAAAUACAAACGGUUGUUCAGUGUUUCAAGAUGGCUGACAUUCCGCAAGAUGCGCCUGAACAAUGUCCUGGUACUGGUAGUGGAGAAGCUGGUAAAGCAUCUGCUUGUCAAGGAUGUCCUAAUCAAACAUUAUGUUCAACAAAGCCACAAGGGCCUGAUCCAGAUAUAGCAAAUAUAAAAGAAAGGUUGACAUCUGUUAAACAUAAGAUAUUAGUUUUAUCUGGAAAAGGAGGUGUUGGUAAAAGUACAUUUACUGCUCACUUGGCACAUGGUUUAGCAGCUGAUGAAAGUAAACAGGUUGGUGUAUUAGAUGUUGAUAUAUGUGGCCCAUCAAUACCUAGAAUACUGGGUCUAGAAGGAGAACAGGUUCAUCAGAGUGCUUCAGGAUGGUCUCCUGUGUAUGUUACAGAUAACCUUGCUGUAAUGUCAGUUGGUUUUCUUUUAUCGGGACCUGAUGAUGCUGUUAUAUGGAGAGGACCAAAGAAAAAUGGUAUGAUCAAACAGUUUUUACGGGAUGUAGAUUGGGGUGAUAUAGAUUACCUAGUUAUAGACACGCCACCUGGUACUAGUGAUGAACAUAUAUCAACAACACAAUAUCUUAGUCAAACACAUGUAGAUGGUGCUGUAUUAUUAACAACUCCUCAGGAAGUAGCUAUACAAGAUGUCCGAAAAGAAAUCAACUUUUGUCGUAAAGUGAAUUUACCGAUUAUUGGUGUAGUAGAGAAUAUGAGUGGUUUCGUUUGUCCUCACUGUACUAAAGAGUCUGUGAUAUUUCCACCAACAACUGGUGGAGGAGAGAAAAUGGCAGCAGAUGCUAAUAUUACAUUUUUAGGCAAAUUACCUCUAGACCCUAGAAUAGGUAAAUGUUGUGAUGAAGGCAAGUCAUUCUUUGAUGAAGUAAAAGAUUCACCAGCAACACAAGCAUUUAAAGAUAUUAUAGAAAAAAUCAAAGAUUAUUGCUCUAAGAGAAAGGAGAAUACUGAAGUUGAUACUGGUGAACAGAAGUAGUAGAUGAUAUCUUAUAUUGUGCCAUUUUUUAUUGUUUACAGAAUUUGUUUUAUCAGAAAUCCAUUGCAAUAAUUUUAGAAUUAAACUUGUUGUGCCAGUAUUAAUGCAUGGUGGACAUGCCCUGUGAAUUUAUUGUAAGUUGGUUCUCAGGGGUCAUGAAAUUAAAGUCCUUCUGGUCAUUUGUGCUGCAAAAUUUUAUGUUACUCAAAUUUUAAUAAAAAAAGUAUAUGACAA